CCUCAUUCCCCACUUCCAUUUCUUCUCUCGGUAGAAAGAUUCCGCAACGAUGAAAAUCUUCAAUCUGCUCCCCGCAUUCGUUCUUCCGCUUCUCACCCAAGCCCAAGAUUCCACUUACGAGUAUGUAAUUGUUGGUUCUGGGCCCGGAGGCGGUCCUCUGGCUGCGAAUCUCGCGCGAGCCGGUCAUUCGGUUUUAUUGCUUGACGCGGGUGAUGAUCAAAGCGAUAAUCCCAACAUCACAAGCACCUGGAACUUCAUCAAUGCGUAUGAAGCUCCAAAUACGAGAUGGGAUUUUUGGGUCGCGCAUUCGGAUGAUGAGGAGAAGGAGAAGGAGUAUUUGCAUACUACGUGGAGAAAGACUGAUGGGAGUUUUUAUGUUGGAUUGGACCCGCCUGAAGGUGCUGAGAGGUUGGGUGUUUGGUAGGUUAUUUCCAAUGAAUCGUGGGGGGAAACAGUAUCUGAAAUUGUAACUAACUUAUAUUGAAGGUAUCCUCGUGCCGGUAUGUUGGGUGGUUGUGCCAUGAAUAACGGUGCAAAUAUCGCUAUGCCAGCUACCGCAGAAGUAAUUGGACUAUUUCCUUUUCCCCAUGUACUCCAUCUGACUAAGCCUAUGUCAAAUAUAUUUGGCGGCUUCUUAUUAAGUUAUUCUCUCUCGAAAGAUUGAUCAAACUGCGGGCUUUCCUAAAACAUUAGAGACAACAAAAGCUGACUUGACUAAAAUCAGUGGAAAUAUAUUGCCGAUAUCACAGGUGACGAUUCCUGGUUGGAAGAGAACAUGCGACAAUAUCUCGUCAAACUCGAAAGCUGCAACUAUGUCCCCAAUGGAAGUACAUCAACUCAUGGUUUCAAUGGAUGGCUGCAGACAUCACAAGCUACGAACGCCUGGGCAAGCGAUCUUACUUCAGAUAGCUUCGUAAUUGCGAGCUUGGUAGCCAAUGCUACUGGAUCUGGAGAUGCCGCUUUAUCUGAACUUGUGAAAAGGGAUAUGAAUGCAGCCGAUCCGGAUCGCGAUCAAAGGCUAGGAAUUUUUGGACCUUUGACCCAUGAUAAGAAUGGAAUUCGCUCCUCCCCAGCUUAUUACAUUAGGGAGACCUUGGCAGACGCGCAGAAAUUCCCGCUCACGGUUCAGCUCAACACAUUUGUCACCAAGAUCAUUUUCAACACUACUGAUCCCAAUGCCCCUGUAGCUACUGGUGCUGAAUUCGUUCAAGGCCCACAUCUUUACAGCGCUGAUCCUUUCUAUAAUUCUUCUGAGACGGGUGUUCCAGGCAAAGUAUUUGCUUCAAAGGAAGUCAGUAAGUGAUGAUGGAUUUUCUCUUCUCUCACGCUUCGCUUGACCUAUUAUCCUAUUUUCUACCUGCAGUCGUCCUCAAACCUGGUACGGAUCUGCAAUAGCUGACUCCUUGAACCCACAGUCAUUGCGGGUGGUGCAUUUAAUAGUCCACAGAUCCUCAAACUGUCCGGAAUCGGACCAGCUGCUGAGCUCGAGAAGUUCAACAUUCCAGUCAUUAAAGAUCUCCCCGGAGUUGGGGCUAACCUGCAAGACAACUACGAGGGUGGAAUCAUGGGUCAGUACGAGAAACCGAUCACAGGAGGGCCCUUCUUUGAUGUAAGUCAAGCAACCUGCCCCCAAUAAGUAGUAACUAAUCACCGUCCUUCAGGUGAUGCUCAAGACGGCUCUUGCAAAAAUCAGAAACAUCUACUUCUUCUGCGGAGUAUUCUCUUUUGAAGGAUUCUGGCCCGAGUUCCCGACUCAAUACGUCAACGAAUUUCUUUGCGCAAUGGUUCACAUGAACCCCAAAAACAUCAAUGGUCGUGUCCUUCUAAAGAGCUCCGAUCCACGAGAAACACCAGAGAUCAACCUCGGAUUCUUCUCCAAGGGCGAUGACGAAGAUCUGAAUGAGAUGUACGAGGCAGCGAAGUGGAUGCGUCCUUACUUCAAUUCUGUCCCUAACAACAAGUUUACGGAACUCCAUCCUUGCACACAUGAGAACUGUACCGUUGCGGACCAGAAAGAGUUCUUGAGAGAUCAGAUCUUUAGUCAUCAUGUCAGUAGCAGUUGUGCUAUUGGAGCUGAUAAUGAUCCAUUUGCUGUGUUGGAUUCAAACUUUAGAGUAAGAGGUGUGAAGAAUUUGAGAGUUGUAGAUGCGUAAGUAACCUUCUUCUAUACUGCAUCCAUCUAGACCAAGGUUCUCCCAUAUAUCAAGCUAUAUCUCCUUCGCUUGGAGCAGCUUUUGUUCAUACAACCAUGUGCUGAUUUUGAUUUAGGAGCGCGUUCCCAAAGGUACCAGGUGCCUUCCCUGUUUUGCCUACCAUGGUGAUCAGUGAGAAAGCUGCCGAUGUGAUCUUGAGAGGAGUUGAGUAAGGGAAACUCGCGUUCUGUAUAUAUGAGCUUUCGGUAUAGAUGCAAUGGGUUUCUUUUCCGACGGAUAGGCCAGCGUUCUUUUUUUUAGAUACGCGAGUAAAGAAAAGUGUCGCAUCUCGAUUCAUCCAAGCGCACUUGAACUUAGGGUCGAGUUCUAUAAAUUCGAUGGGAUUAUAAUAGCUACUAUAGUUAAGCUCUUCUAGUAAAUAGUUAGGUCUA
Hymenoscyphus albidus is the source of this 2584-nucleotide messenger RNA. The record is from the annotation of a GenBank genome assembly. Lineage: Eukaryota; Fungi; Ascomycota; Leotiomycetes; Helotiales; Helotiaceae.